GGUAUAUACAAAAUACUAUAACAUAGUAACAUACGAAGGUCUUCCAAGGGAAGAAGUUGCGCCAUUAACGACCCAGAAGACUUUACCUCCAAAUCUCCAACAGCCUUCAAUCUCUGCAAUUUCACUCACCUUCCCUCUUCUCCAUAUAAGCUCUAGACCCUUACACACACACACACCUAUACUUACAGUUUGUGUAUAUCUAUAUAUACACACAUACGCGCACACUAUUGUAACAGAGGGUCUCAGCUCGCAAAUGGGUUGCUCCUCCUCCCUUCCAGAUAGAGGUUCUGGGCGGUUGGUUGGGCCGAAUGUGGAAAACGGUGGAGCUGCAGACGCCAAAAAUCUACGCGUGAAGCUAGUUUUGUUGGGUGAUUCUGGUGUUGGUAAGAGCUGCAUAGUUCUUCGUUUUGUUCGUGGUCAGUUUGAUCCCACAUCCAAGGUGACUGUUGGAGCCUCAUUCUUGUCACAGACGAUAGCUUUACAAGAUUCUACAACAGUCAAAUUUGAGAUAUGGGACACUGCUGGCCAAGAAAGGUACGCUGCAUUGGCCCCCCUUUAUUAUCGAGGUGCAGCAGUGGCAGUCAUUGUAUAUGAUAUAACAAGUCCAGAGUCUUUCAACAAAGCACAGUAUUGGGUCAAGGAGCUGCAAAAACAUGGGACCCCUGAUAUUGUCUUGGCCUUGGUUGGUAACAAAGCUGAUCUUCAUGAGAAACGUGAAGUUUCUGUUCAAGAUGGCAUGGACUAUGCAGAAAAGAAUGGGAUGUUCUUUAUCGAGACAUCUGCAAAGACAGCAGAUAAUAUUAAUCUGCUGUUUGAGGAAAUAGCCAAGCGUCUACCCCGUCCGGCUUUAUCAUCAUCCUCAUCAAUACUGAACCCAUGAAGCUGAUUACUUUACAAAAAACAGUUGGUGCUAUGGAAACGUUUGGUUAGCGUUCUGUAAUUUCAAAAUGUGUGUAUAUUGUGAAAUAGUCUGUAGCUUUUGAUUUCCAAUGGUUUCAGUUGGAACGUUAAGAUCAUUAUUUGCACGAAUGAAUGACCUGGGCACCAUAGUAUAGCUUUAUGUUUUAGGGGUGUAAGUUAACCUGGUGGCCCUAUGGACAUAACUACUUUCAUCUAUUUUUUAUACACGUUUCUUCCCACUUCGCAUUA
Molecule: messenger RNA, 1149 nt
Organism: Rosa rugosa (rugosa rose)
Lineage: Eukaryota; Viridiplantae; Streptophyta; Magnoliopsida; Rosales; Rosaceae
Product: ras-related protein RABF1
Exons: 8
Coding region: 254-880 (208 amino acids)
Molecular function (GO): GTPase activity; GTP binding
Source: RefSeq, a predicted model, not a curated record